AGCUGUUUGGCUCAGCAGAAGCCGCUUGCCGCCACAAGCCGCCGCCUCUUCUUCAAAAUGGCUCCCCUCCAGAGAGCCUUGCGGAUCGGAACGGACUGCAGCGGCAUGGAGACGCCAGUCAUGGCCUUGCAGGCUCUGAAGGUGCACUUCGAGCACUCCUUCAGCUGCGACACCGAGGCCAGCUGCAAGGCGCAGAUCUGCGCGAACUUCCCGGCGAAGGUGUGGUACGAUGACCUCCUGGCGCGGGACAACGAGUCGAAGCAGGUCCCGGCGGUGGACUUGUACGUCUGCGGCUUCCCCUGCCAGCCCUUCAGCUCCGCGGGCCUCCGGAAGGGCUUCAAGGACGAGCGCGGCAAUGUCUUCUUCGGGUGCGCCCGCUACAUUGCGGCAAAGCUGCCACGGGUCUUCGUCCUGGAGAACGUCAAGGGGCUUCUGAGCAACAAGGACAAGGCCAAGCGGCAGGCAUUCAAGGUGAUCGAGAAGACUCUCAAGGAGAUUGGGGACCAGGCCUACCACGUGGAGUUCCGGGUGAUGGACACGCAGGACCACGGGGUGCCCCAGAGCCGGCCGCGGGUCUACAUCGUGGGCAUCCGCAAGAACGUGCUGCCGGCGAGCUUCCAGCAGUUCGAGUGGCCGAAGCCUUUGCGGCGCAUCUCCAUCAACCAACUGCUGGAGAAGAAGACCAAGAAGGUGACCAUGGAGGACUUGCCUUCCAGGAGCAGCCAGACGGUCUUCAGGAACACGAGCCGGUGGCUGCGACGCCUGCAGCAGGCCGGCAAGGACCCGCUCAACAACACCUUCAUCCUGGACAUCGAUGCAAGCACGCCGCGCAGCACUGCCAUGCGGGACCGGUGCCCCUGCAUGACCAAGAGCCGCGCCAACGGAUUCUGGGUCUCCUCCCGGGGCCGACGCAUGACCAUCAAGGAGAUGCUCCGGUGCCAGGGCAUGGAGCUUUGCUUCAAGCAGGUGGUGAGCAAUCGGGUGCUGGGCGCUCACAUUGGCAACGCGAUGUCCCAAAACAUCCUGGAGCGCAUCUUCAUUAAGUUGCUGCCCUUGGCGGGACUGGUGCCAUCUGGCCAGGCUUUGGUGGACCGCUGGGCCAAGCGCGCGAAGGAGAUGCCGGCCUCCAAGGAGGACAAGAACUUGAAGAAGCUCAUGGAGCCCCGCACGGCCAAGGAGAAAGAGGAGGCGCGACAGGCGAAGAGGAGGUCGACCCUGCGGAAGGCCAAGGCCCGCGCCGCCGAGGCCGAGGCCAAGGCCCAGCGGGCCAAGAGCAAGGCCUCCAGCAAGUCGCGAGUGAGGCCAGCCAGGGGCCAGCCGCCCAUGAAGGCCAUGAAGCGUCAACGUCGCGCCUAGGACGGCGUCGUUUGGUAGCUGGUAGCUGGUAGCUCGUUAGUGAGGCGCUUGCGAAGAGUGAAGUUGAAGGGAGGACCUGGGA
Effrenium voratum is the source of this 1438-nucleotide messenger RNA. Lineage: Eukaryota; Dinophyceae; Suessiales; Symbiodiniaceae. The record is from the annotation of a GenBank genome assembly.